This is a messenger RNA of Zootoca vivipara (common lizard), 4062 nucleotides long. It is a transcript of the gene CREM, whose product is annotated as cAMP responsive element modulator. NCBI's taxonomy places the organism in Eukaryota, Metazoa, Chordata, Lepidosauria, Squamata, Lacertidae. Gene Ontology annotation, cellular component: nucleus; ATF4-CREB1 transcription factor complex. The record is from RefSeq and is a predicted model, not a curated record. Gene Ontology annotation, biological process: regulation of transcription by RNA polymerase II. Gene Ontology annotation, molecular function: protein binding; RNA polymerase II cis-regulatory region sequence-specific DNA binding; DNA-binding transcription factor activity, RNA polymerase II-specific.
UCUUUCUCUCUUUGCCCCCCCUCCUUUCGCCCGCCGGCUCAGGUGAGCGAGGCUAAGGCGCGACGAUGGUCGCCAUUUCCUGAGCAACCCCCCCCCCCACCCGCGGUGACGGCGCAGCGGCAUCAGCGCUGACGUGGGGGCGACGCGCGGCCUCGCCCGGCCCAAUCCCUCCUCCCCGACCUACUUUCCCCUGUGACGGGGGCGCCACGUACUCGGACAAAUGACCAUGGAAACAGGUGAAUCACAACAAGAUGGCAAUGCAGCAGACUCUGUUGCAGAAAGUGAUGCUGCUUCUAUACAGUCUCCAUCUGGCCAAAAUCAGAUCUCUACUCUAGCACAGGUUUCUGUAGCGGGAUCAACAACUGGAAGAGGAUCUCCCUCUGUAACUGUAGUGCAAUUGCCUUCUGGUCAAACAGUCCAUGUGCAGGGAGUGAUUCAAGCAACUCAGCCUUCAGUUAUUCAGUCACCACAGUUGCAAUCUGUUCAGGUAGCAUCAGCUACAAGUGCAGAUGAAUCUACAGAGUCUGAGGCUGUCAUUGAUUCUCAGAAACGGCGGGAGAUACUUUCAAGGAGGCCUUCAUAUCGAAAAAUUCUGAAUGAACUUUCUUCUGAUGCACCCGGUGUCACUAAGAUUGAAGAAGGAAAGCCAGAGGAAGAAGGAGCGCCCUCUGGCAUCCCUGCCAUGGCAGUGCCAACGAGCCUUUAUCAGACUAGCACCGGGCAGUACAUUGCUAUAGCCCAAGGUGGAGCAAUCCAGAUCUCUAACCAGGCAUCUGACGGCGUUCAGGGGUUGCAGACAUUAACAAUGACAAAUUCAGGAGCUCCUCAGCCCGGUGCUACAAUUGUACAAUAUGCAGCCCAAACAGCUGAUGGCACACAACAGUUCUUUGUACCUGGGAGUCAAGUUGUUGUCCAAGCUGCUACAGGUGACAUGCCAACUUACCAGAUCCGAACUCCAACCACAGCCUUACCUCAAGGGGUAGUCAUGGCAGCAUCCCCAGGAACGUUGCAUAGCCCACAGCAGCUCGCAGAAGAAGCAACACGUAAAAGAGAGCUAAGGCUCAUGAAAAAUAGGGAGGCUGCAAAAGAAUGUCGACGGCGGAAGAAAGAAUAUGUGAAAUGUCUGGAGAGUCGUGUUGCGAUGUUAGAAGUUCAAAACAAGAAACUUAUAGAAGAGCUAGAAACCUUAAAAGACAUUUGCUCUUCCAAGACAGACUAGUAUCAAUAUUGAAACUGUGAACUGGCUACAGCAUGUACAGAUGCUUCUGCAGGCAAUGUCUAGUCAACAAGAAUUAUGACUUUUCCUUUGUAUCAUUUGUCUUCUACUCCAACCUCUAACAUUCCUGAAACGCUGCAUUUUUGUAGAUUCUUAAUUGAAACUUCAGGUGUCUUUCUGAUCCAGAAAGAGUCAAAUGGUUAAGGCAGUGUCUGUUCCAUCUUUUCAAAAUGCAACAAGUGUAAGAGCUGUUCCUCUGCCCAAUCUUUGCAUUAAUUACUUUAAAUGUAUAAUUGUGGUUGUUCCCACUUGCACCAGUAUUUUAAAGUGAUCAAAGAUAAUGCAUCCAACACAAUAAAAUGAAAACCACCCUAAGUAUCUCAGGAAAGAGUUAUAUAUAUAUAUAAGUAUAAAUAAAUAAAUAAAUAAAUAAAUAAAUAAAGGUAUGUUGUAAUGACAUACAUGUAUUAGAAUACUAGUUUACAAAUGAAUUUAUGGCAUAUUUUUAUAUUCAUCACUUUGUGAAGAAAGUAUUGUAUUGCUGUCACUGAGUGCCAUGGUUGAAACUAGUUUUUAAAUAGAACCAUGUUGGUUAAACUUUGUAGUGUUUGGUGUUUAUUUGAACAUCUGGCCCAGCUAAGAAAUUUUAAAAUUUAUGCUGCAUGUUAUGAAGUAAUUUUAGCAGACAUAUUUACGGUGUGUCUUAUAUUUCAUAAGCCACCUCCAGAAUUGUAAUGCAGGGAUUUAAAAUCUGCUCAUGCAUGGGCCCACUAUUUGCACAAAGACUACUUGUAAAUAAUACUGGCGUUGGUAUUUUUAAAGGUCUGUGUCAUACCAAUGAUUCCCUUGUCAUCAUCUUCCAGGCUAAGCAAUCUUUUUUAAAGGGUAUUUCACACAACGUGCACAACCAUGGUUGGUCAGCUCUACUCGGUGGCUGUUGCCUGUCAAAAUCUUAUUAAAAUGCCCAAAGUGGGAGGGGAUUUUUACUAUUUGAAAUGUGCUGUGGAUGUAAACCACAUUUGCUGAAGGUGAUUUAUUUCUUGUCCAUCUAAUCAAUAGAAGUACAAAGUGUUUCUCUCCACUGCCAUCCUCCGUGCCCCCUUCAUUUGGCUAUAUUGCUUUGCAGUUGUGUGACGCUUCUCUCUUUCUCUUGUGUUUCCUCAUGGCCUCCAUUCCCACACCUGCUUAGCUGAAGCAGUGUUUCCUUCUGAUGUGGAGUUCUUUAACGAGAAAGCACAUAUAGACAUCGAGCAACUCUUCAGGAACUGUGUACACACCACACAUUUAAAGCACAUUUACUCCCCACCCCCCCCCCAAAACAGAAUCUUAAGAACUUUGACUUGUUGAGGGUGCUGGAGAUUGUAAUUCUAUGAGGGGUAAGCUACAGUUUAUCCAGAUAUGCUUUAAACAUGAGAUGUGUUUGCAGCCACAAUUGCUGUCACAAACAGGAGCUGGGGGGGGGGGAUUUCCUUUUGCAUGAACAUAGCUGUGCUUCCUUUCCCUGUGAUAGCAUCCUUGGGCAACCGGAUAGAGUAAAAUCACAAAAGACUUUGCAAACAAAUAUUUUGAAAAAAGAAUACUGGAACAGAUUCAUUCCAAGCACUUUUUUAGAUGAUGAACUGUGGAUAUGUCCUGUAAUUAAAAUGAAUUGAAGUUUAUUCUUCUGUUUUUUUUUAAAUGAAAUAAAAACAGUAAACAACAAGUACCAAUUCUGCCAUUUUGAUGAUGGAUCUGCUAGAAGAAAUUCUUCUAGUUGGCUGCCAUUUGCUUUUCAGAAGAUAGUGGAAAAUAGAUAUCUGGAGCACUUCUCAAGACUUCAGCUCCUCACAUUUGGCAAAAAAAAGAAAAGAAAAGACCUGUUUCUCAGUUCUUUUAAAGUAUAUUUGAAGUGCAAUAAAUAUGUCAUGGUGAGGUAGGUGCUUGUUGCUUCCACUUAACAAAUGGUAAACUUGAAGCUGAGAAAUUGCAGCGUGUACAGGCCUAGUCAAUGGAAACUUGGAAGGAGACCCUGGAACUCCUGUCUUUUGCAAACAGGUUAUUCAGACAGCUCGGUCCCAGCUCCUGCCAACCUAGCAGUUUGAAAGCACGUCAAAGUGCAAGUAGAUAAAUAGGUACCGCUACAGCGGGAAGGUAAAUGGUGUUUCCGUGUGCUGCUCUGGUUCGCCAGAAGCGGCUUUGUCGUGCUGGCCACAUGACCUGGAAGCUGUAUGCCGGCUCCCUCGGCCAAUAACACGAGAUGAGCACCGCAACCCCAAAGUCGGUCACGACUGGACCUAAUGGUCAGGGGUCCCUUUACCUUUACCUUUAUUUAGACAGCUACUACAGGUUGCUUCAAAGCAGAAGGGCUUGGUAAAUGUUUUAUGUGCCAUAGAAUCAUAGAACUGUAGAGCUGGAAGGGACCCUGAGGAUCAUCUAGUCCAAUCCCCUCCAAAGCAGGGAUAUGCAGUUUUCCCAUAUGGGAUUGAACCUGCAACCUUGGCAUUAUCAGCACCAUACUCUAACCAACUGAGCUAUUCGUGGAGUUAACUGGCCAGCAGCAAAUUGUUGGUACAUGUAGUUGUUCUAGAGGUUUAUUGGAAGGAAUGCCUUAUCAUUUCAAGUUCACAGCUCUACCCAGACAAAACAACAGGCAAGGGAUGUGGCAGUUAACCUUCAAUAAAAUAAAGCACACACUGUUGUUAGAGAAGAACAAAAUACUUGCUUAGAAAUAGGGUACUAAAGAUGUAAUGAAUAUGUAAUUCUUGAAAAAGCUUAUAGAAUUGGUAUGUAGCUUUUGUUACGGUCUCAGUAAGAUUGAUAAUGAUAUUCAUAGUAAAUAAUAAAGGAUUUUGUCUGUUUCCACACUA